Solanum pennellii is the source of this 2234-nucleotide messenger RNA. RefSeq names its product 3-ketoacyl-CoA synthase 11-like. The record is from RefSeq and is a predicted model, not a curated record. Lineage: Eukaryota; Viridiplantae; Streptophyta; Magnoliopsida; Solanales; Solanaceae. Bases 472 to 1989 code for a protein of 505 amino acids. Gene Ontology annotation, biological process: fatty acid biosynthetic process. Gene Ontology annotation, cellular component: membrane. Gene Ontology annotation, molecular function: acyltransferase activity, transferring groups other than amino-acyl groups. The transcript has 2 exons.
UGAAUGUAGUUCAUAUGUUGUUUUUUGACCAUCAACUCUUUUUAAAAUUCAAUCCCAAUUUUCACUCUCUGGCUUAUAAAUAUUGUGAUGAAUCACUAUACCAAUUUAAAGACCACAUCCUCACUUCCCUCUCUCUUUAACUUGUGUUUUAAAGGUUUCUUAUGCUCUUGUCUUUAAUUGGUUUUUUUAGCUUUUUAAUUUAUCGAAAAUAACAUGUCUACCUCUGCGUGCGGGCGGACAGGGUGGUUGUUUGAUUUUGGGCUGAGUUUCUGGUGAGGUUGUUCUUGACUAUUGUCUGCCCCCUUUGUUGUUAAACUACCCUUAAAAUGUUGUAAAAAUUCAAUCUUGACUACUGGGGAAAGUCAACCUUUGUAGGUAAAACAUUGCCCUUAAAUAAUAGACUCAAUCUUGAUUAUAGGAUUAAACUGCCCUUCAAGUGUUUGAUUUUGGGUUUCUUAGAAUUUCAUCAAAAUGAAUGAAUCUAAUCCAUCUUCAAAUUCAAGAAACCUUCCUGAUUUCAAACAAUCUGUGAAACUUAAGUAUGUUAAACUUGGUUAUCAUUACCUUAUUACUCAUGGAAUGUACCUGUUUUUGUCACCUCUAGUUGUUAUUAUUGCUGCUCAACUCUCAACAUUCUCACCAAAUGACUUUUAUGUUCUUUGGGAUCAGCUUAGGUUCAAUCUCAUAUCUGUUGUCAUUUGUUCCACCCUUUUGGUCUUUUUGUCUACUGUCUAUUUCAUUACCCGUCCUAGCCCGGUCUACCUUGUUAAUUUCUCGUGUUAUAAACCCGAAGAUGCUAGGAAGUGUACAAAGGGGACUUUCUUGGAGAUGUCUAAGUCUGUUGGAACAUUUUCAGAUGGAAAUCUUGAGUUUCAAAGGAAGAUUGUUGAGAGGUCUGGUCUUGGUGAUUCAACUUACCUCCCUGAGGCUGUGACUAAUGUACCGCCAAAUCCUUGUAUGGCGGAAGCAAGAAAAGAAGCUGAGGCUGUCAUGUUUGGAGCUAUUGAUGAGCUUCUUGCUAAAACCUCUGUUAAGCCUAAGGAUAUUGGGAUUUUAGUUGUGAAUUGUAGCUUGUUUAACCCGACCCCUUCUUUGUCCGCGAUGAUUGUUAAUCAUUAUAAACUUAGGGGGAAUGUUAUUAGCUACAAUCUUGGAGGAAUGGGUUGUAGUGCUGGUUUGAUCUCGAUUGAUCUUGCGAAAGAUCUUCUUCAAGUCCAUCCUAACACUUAUGCCUUAGUGCUUAGUAUGGAAAACAUUACUUUGAAUUGGUAUUUUGGUAAUGAGAAAUCCAUGCUCCUUCCGAAUUGUUUAUUCCGGAUGGGUGGUGCUGCUGUGUUGCUCUCAAAUAAACGAUCUGAUAAGAAACGAUCAAAGUACCAGCUGGUCCAUACUGUUAGAACUCACAAAGGUGCUGAUGAUAAGUGCUUCACAUGUGUUUACCAAUUGGAAGAUUCCGAUGGAAAAGUUGGCGUCUCUCUGUCAAAAGAGCUAAUGGCAGUAGCUGGCGAUGCUCUGAAGACAAACAUCACAACAUUAGGUCCUCUUGUGCUUCCUAUGUCUGAGCAGUUCCUUUUCUUCGCCACAUUGGUGGGAAGGAAGCUAUUGAAGGCGAAGAUAAGACCUUAUAUCCCCGAUUUUAAGUUAGCAUUUGAGCAUUUCUGCAUUCAUGCUGGUGGAAGAGCUGUACUGGAUGAACUAGAGAAAAACCUUCAGCUUUCUGAUUGGCAUAUGGAGCCUUCACGAAUGACACUUCAUCGAUUUGGCAACACUUCAAGCAGCUCCCUUUGGUACGAAUUGGCCUAUUCUGAAGCUAAAGGAAGAAUCAGGAAGGGAGAUCGAACGUGGCAGAUAGCAUUUGGUUCAGGAUUUAAGUGUAACAGUGCUGUUUGGAAGGCUUUGAGAAGUAUAAAUCCAGACAAGGAGAAGAACCCCUGGAUGGAUGAAAUUCACCAGUUCCCUGUUGAUGUUCCAAAAGUUGCAAGAAUCUAAACUCAAUGGAACUUAAUAUUGGCUAAGUGCUUCCUAAAUGUGUAAAGUCAUUAGUUGAUCCAAAUUUUUUCGAGUUUCUAAAAGAUUUAUGAAUAUUGAACUACUUGUUUUCAAAUCUUUAUGAAUGUCCAAGUAUACCUGUCAAUCGGACUUAGAGUCUUACUAAAGCUUUACUAAAGCUUUGUGCUGUACUUGACAAUUUAUUCACUAAUCUUUCAAUCUUGUAAGCUCCGUGUGGAACGUCA